Molecule: messenger RNA, 2476 nt
Organism: Centruroides sculpturatus (bark scorpion)
Lineage: Eukaryota; Metazoa; Arthropoda; Arachnida; Scorpiones; Buthidae
Product: piggyBac transposable element-derived protein 4-like
Exons: 2
Coding region: 333-2012 (559 amino acids)
Source: RefSeq, a predicted model, not a curated record
AAUGAAAUACAAGCAUAAGAAACACAACAACUGUGAUAAAAAUAUAUAAAUAAAAUUUGAAAUUAACAAAAUAUGUAAAAGUUCACGUCACACCUUUCACCAUGUGACGGCACAUCAGUGUACCGCGGCACACCGGUUGCGGAACACUGGCUUAGAGCAUGUCUACAAAAGAAAUGUCUUAAUAGAGCAAAAUUAGAAAAAAAUUCCCCAUGUAUAAAGGAUGGACUUUUACCUAUGUGGAUUUUCCCGGAGAAUAUUAUUUCAUUGUUUUCUUUCGUAUAAUAUAAAAUGAUAUAAAAAAAUAGAAUUUUAAAUAAUUUCUUUUUGGCAGAAUGUCCGAUUCCGAAUUUGAAUACUCUAAUUUAUCAGAAAGUGAAUCUAAUUUAUCAGACAAUGAAUCUGAGGAGAGUGUCACAAGUACUAGCUAUUUAGAUGUUUUUUUAGAUGCCAAUUUUAACGGAAACAUCGAUUCUUCAAAAAAAUGGUGCGAGAUAAACACAGAAAAUCCUCCUGCUGCUCCUCCGCGGUUUCCUUUUCUGGCAACUCCUGGGUGUUCCUUUACUCUAGAUGAAAUGUUCGAUCCGUUAGAAUAUUUCAGAUUAUUUUUUGAUAUUAAUUUAAUUAACAUUAUUGUUAAAGAAACUAAUCGUUACGCGAUGCAACAGCCAAAAUCAUCCAUAAGGCAGUGGGAUCCAGUUACAACAGAAGACAUUUAUGUAUUUCUCACAAUUUGUAUAAUUCAGGGAAUUAUCCAUAAACCGCAUGAGAAAAUGUACUGGACCAGGAAUGAAAUAUUUCUCACGCCAAUUUUUUGUAAAUUGAUGGCAAAAAACAGAUUUUUUGAAAUAAAGAAAAAUUUACAUUUUAGCAAUAAUGACAAUUAUGAUCCGACAACCCAUCCCUAUCCGAAAAUAAAUAAAAUUUGGCCAAUAGUAACAAAUUUAAAUAAAAAAUUUUNACAUCUUUAUGUACCAGAAAGAGAUAUAUCAGUGGACGAGAGUCUCAUGCUUUACAAGGGUCGUCUUUCGUGGAAACAGUACAUUCCUCUGAAACGGUCUCGUUUCGGUGUGAAAUUCUUUAUGCUAUGUGAAUCUGCAUCCGGCUACUUGUACAAUUUUAUAAUUUACACCGGAAGCGGAUCUUGUUUAAAUGAAAAAUACCAAGAAAUGCCACUAGCAUCCCAAAUCGUGUUAUCGUUAGCGGACCCGUUGUUAGGCAAAGGCUACUGUCUAACAACGGAUAAUUAUUAUACUUCCCCACAGUUAGCGGAUUAUCUCAUAUCGUGCCAGACAGAUUUGUGCGGAACAGUACGUACCAACAGAAGAGAUGUUCCAGAUAUAAUUCACAACAAAAAAUUGGAAAAGGGAGAGAUAGUGGCAAUGCAGAGAAAUAAAGUAAUGAUUUUAAAAUGGCAGGAUAAGAGAGCUGUUACUUUACUCUCUACAUUCCACAAUCCUGUAAAAGUAAACAAAGAAAUGCGUGACGGUAGUGUACAAUCGAAGCCACAGGUUGUGUUCGAUUACAACCACACAAUGGGAGGUGUAGACCGUUUAGACCAACAUCUGCAUGAUUAUUCGGUUAUGAGAAAAAGGGGGAAGAAAUGGUAUAGAAAAAUAUUUUUUCAUUUGAUAGAUAUUUGUUUGUAUAAUGCAUUUGUGUUGUAUAAGAAAAAUGGUGGCGAAAAGGAUAAUUUAGGUUUUAGAAUGAAGCUUGUUGAACGGCUAAUAGAGGAGUAUCACACCGAAACGAGGGUAAAGAAACAAGGUCAGUCAAGAGAAUCAAGUUUGCUUAGUAGACUUACAGAAAGACAUUACCCGGACUUUAUUCCGCCAACCGGGAAAAAAACUUCUCCUACCAGACGCUGUGCUGUAUGUUGCAAAAGACGUAAUGAGGAAAGGAAGAAAGUGAGGAAGGAAGUGAGGAAAGAAACCAGGUAUUACUGCAAAGAUUGUGGAGUUGCAUUGUGUAUAGUACCAUGUUUCGAAAUAUACCAUACUAUAGAAAAUUAUUAACUUCAAUUUCAUUUAUUACAUUUUGUAUUUAUAUCAUGUAUACUCUUACAACAUUAUAUUUUAUUUUUUAUAUUAUGUAAUUAUAUGUGCAAGUUUAUAACAUUAUAUUUUAUUUCCAUUUAUUUAACUUGUAAUCAUGUGAAAUCUAUUUUUAUAAUAUUAAAUUUAUUUUCAUUUUUCUGUUUUGUCACGUUUAAUAUGUUUAAUCCUGUUUCCAGUGGAUCCAGAGUUUGACUUGGACGUAGUUUAUUUACACCCUGUUGGACGUUGUUUAUAACCUCAACAAAUUUCGUAAUUGUAUACCGAAUAGAAGUUUUUUCUGUACCUUUCUCUGAUUUCACCUAUACCAGUGUUUCUCAACGGGGGCGAUAUCGUCCCCAUGUGGGCGUUUUUCCAUGUUGAGGGGGCGAUUAGUAACAAUUUAUAUUUUGGGGGGCAAAAAACAAUUUUCUGAGCGAUAUAGU